AAUAAAAAAAUAAAAUAACAAAUCUUUUUAAUUUUAAACAGUAUUAGUUAGAAAAGUAUGAAAUCUAAUUUUUUACUUCUAUGUCUGCUUCUUCUAGCAGUUACAUUUAGUAAUGCAAAAUUGAAACAUGACAAUUUUUCAGGUAACUUGAGAACCUCUGAAUCUGGUGAUUAGGGUUCUUCUUCAGUCAAAAAAUUAUGUUUGGCUAGAUAAAUGCAUAAUAGAGAUUGUCAUGACGAAGCUUAAGAUAUUCCUAGAUUCGUUUUUGACGGAAUUGUUAGAAAACACCAAAAGCAUUAAUCUGCAGCAGAAUACAAUGAUCUCUACAACUGCCUUAAUUAUGGUGAAUCACAUAAAAAAUAUUACACAUGCGUGUAACAGUCUUUAGUUAAAUGCCACCCUGAAUUAGCUGCUGCUCCAGUUUCAAAUUACACCCCUCUUAUUACUAAUACUAACUACCAAUGGUUAGACGAACAUUUAAGAUAAGAUGGUUGCAACUGUAUUUACUUAAAAUCUUAAAGCGCAUAACUUGACUCCUUCAAUAAAUUCCUUUCUUAAAACCCUAAUUUGAAGAGAAUUGAACUUGAAGCCAACAAUAUAGCUCAAAAGAAUACAAACGACAAUGAAUAUUGGGUUUGCGUUCAAAAUACUUCCAAGAAUCUAAUCAGAUUAUACAACUCAUAUGUCCCAUUGUCUAUUACCAAUUAAAACUUCAAAGAAAUUAAGAUUAGAUACCUCUAAAAUAAAUGUAACGACAUUUACUAUAGAGAAUUAGAAUCAUCUAUCUUUGCUGAAACUAACUAUCAAAAUGAUGUUGUUUUGGUAAAUCUAAUCAACACUAAAGAAACUUCCUAAUAAGACUUAAUUAACAAAGUUGAAGUUUUGGAAAGAUAAUGGACUUCUGAAUUUGCUAAGUGCUUCUAUGAUUCAGUUCGUGGUGUAGUACGUGGACCUCAACCUUAGCCAACUCCAGAGCCCAAGCCUGAACCAACUCCUGAACCUAAACCAGAACCAACUCCUGAACCUAAACCUGAACCAACUCCUGAGCCUAAACCAGAACCAACUCCUGAACCUAAGCCAGAACCUACUCCUGAGCCUAAGCCAGAACCUACCCCUGAACCUAAGCCAGAACCUACUCCUGAACCUAAGCCAGAGCCUACUCCUGAACCAAAACCUGAACCAACCCCUGAACCUAAGCCAGAACCUACUCCUGAGCCUAAGCCAGAACCUACCCCUGAACCUAAGCCAGAGCCUACUCCUGAACCUAAACCUGAACCUACUCCUGAACCUAAGCCAGAACCAACUCCUGAACCAAAACCUGAACCAACUCCCGAACCUAAGCCUGAGCCAACACCUGAACCUAAGCCAGAACCAACUCCUGAGCCUCAACCUGAACCAACUCCUGAACCUAAGCCUGAACCAACUCCUGAACCUAAACCUGAACCAACUCCUGAGCCUAAACCUGAACCAACUCCUGAGCCUUAACCUGAACCAACUCCUGAACCUAAGCCAGAACCAACUCCCGAACCUAAGCCUGAGCCAUAACCUUAACCUGAACCAACCCCAGAACCUCAACCUACUGAACCAACUAACUGA
Messenger RNA from Tetrahymena thermophila SB210, 1596 nucleotides. RefSeq lists its product as hypothetical. Lineage: Eukaryota; Ciliophora; Oligohymenophorea; Hymenostomatida; Tetrahymenidae. The transcript has 10 exons. The record is from RefSeq and is a predicted model, not a curated record.